Molecule: messenger RNA, 1257 nt
Organism: Hymenoscyphus albidus
Lineage: Eukaryota; Fungi; Ascomycota; Leotiomycetes; Helotiales; Helotiaceae
Source: the annotation of a GenBank genome assembly
AUGAGGUUCUCUCGGCUUCUUUCCGCCCUCGUGGCUGCAAGUGUUGCUGUUUCCCUACCAACAGAACCCAGCCCUCGCUCAUCCCUCCUCCAAAAAGUAGAUCCAAGUCUAGUUGGAUAUCUUGGAGUGUUUUUUCUUGGAGACGAACCAAAUCUCUACUUUUACUUGAGUAAUGGUAAUGAUGCACUUUCCUUCAAGCCUUUGAAUGGUGGAAAAGCGAUUGCCAAGCCGACUUUGGGAACUGGAGGAGUGAGAGACCCAAGCAUCGUUAAUGGAGCUGGAGAUGAGGCAGGAAAGAAGUGGUAUAUUGUUGGGACUGAUUUGGAUAUUGCAAAGGUAUGUCGAAUGCACGAGAAUAAAUCUACGAUCUCUAGACAUAAUUUGAAACACGAUUCUAAUUUGCAGCUACUGUAGACUACUUGGGAUGCAUCUCAAAGAACGGGAUCACUAUGCAUUUACGUUUGGGAAAGUACCGAUUUGAUCAACUGGGGUAAGGAGACACUUGUAAAGGUCGAAAAUGACGAUGCUGGAAUGGUUUGGGCCCCUGAUGCCAUCUGGGAUCCCGAGAAACAAAUGUACUUGGUGCAUUGGUCCUCGAAAUUUGUGAAUUCCUCCAUGGCCUGUAGUUUAUUUCCGCACUAACAAUGUUUAACAGUACUCGAGCUCAGACACCGACCACAGUGGUGCACCAGGACCAAGUAUGAUCCGCUACGCCUACACCUCAGACUUCAAAAACUUCACCAAGCCAAAGACCCUCGUCAACCCUUCCACCUCAAUCAUUGAUCUCGCAUUGCUCCACUUGGGCGAAAGUUCCUUUGCUCGCUUCAUCAAAAACGAAACAGCAACCAAUGUCUACAUGGAACUUUCAGACGACGGCCUGUUCGGUACAUGGACUCGUACCGGAGGUUCAGGUAGCAUCGUCCAAAGUGGUGUUGAGGGACCAUACGCAUACGCGGAUAAUCAAGUACCCGGAAAAGCGAUUUUACUAUUGGACUAUUACGGUAGUGACGGGUAUAGACCUUUCACGAACACGGAUUUGAACGCAAAUACCUGGGAAGGUGCCAAUAGGGCUGAGUUUCCGAAGAAUUUAAGACAUGGGAGCGUGAUUGGGAUUACGGCAGAUAGAUGGUCUGCUUUGGAUUCCAAGUGGGGGGAUGGUCAGUUCAAAUUAUGAACGUGUGAUGAAUUUCAAUUUUAAGAUACCAUUUAGUUUAGCGACAUGCGUAUUACUGUAUAUAGAAAACAAGAACAUUUCGG